CUCCACAGCUGCCAUAGCCCAAGGAACGAACCGUCGCCCUGCUGUGACUUCCUCCCAUUCAUACGGGAAGCCCUGCUGUAUUCGGGAAAAGAAUCUUCUGCACGACACGAGACACCGCCGGCACGUGCGAUGCGGAACACCGCAGUCGAACCUUUCGUGUUGAAUUUGUGAUGGGCACUUUAUCUUGUCGAGAACGCAUGAUAAGUACCGCUACACUCUGGGUCGCUUCCUUACUGGUCCUGUUCCCCAUGAGACGGCGACUGGUGGGAGGGUUCAUGGCCGAGUACAGGACGCCCCGAUUCACAAAAGCACGAACAAGGCUGCGAUGGAACCGAAACACGUUGGGAUCCGUAAAUACUAGGAUCCCCACUGCCUCGAGCGGGACGGCACGCCAAAUCGUACGCUUGUUCGCACAGUCUCAGCAGACAGACAAAAUACACAUUCACGAUGAAGACGAGCAACAACAGAAAUGUUCCUUACCGACCGUGGCUUCCAUUUUAACAACCUCCUAUCUUGAUUUAGUUAGUGUAGAAGUACCCGAGCCCGAAGAGUCUGUCAUACAUCUCUUGUCCACGGCCCUGGAUCUGCCAUGGGAAACCGGGUAUCGAGACUUGCGCAAGAUUUUAAUGCGGCCUCAGUCCCAAAGUAUCCCGUCUUCGAACAAUUUGUUGGCCAAUCAAGUACUAACCGCCGUGCAAUUCAAAACCUAUCAGGCCUUGCUCGUCCGCCGGAAAACGAUGGAACCCAUUCAAUAUUUAACUGGCCAGUGGGAUUUUCUGGAUUACGUCUUGACUGUCCGACAUCCAUUGCUCUGUCCCCGCCCCGAGACGGAAGAACUGGUGGAGCUUGUGCGGGAAGAUCUUGCUACGCUAGCUGCCAAAAACAACAGUGACCGUUGCCGUCUACGGAUACUGGACGUGGGCUGUGGGACUGGAUGCAUUGGAGUUUCUUUGGCUGCUAAACUUCCGAAUAGCUUCGUCGAGGCAAUCGAUGUCGAACACGUGGCUGUCGCAACCGCUACGGAAAACGCCGAGCGAGUACUCGGCGCACAAUAUCAAGCUCGCUUUAACGCGCAACUUUGCGAGGCCGAAGUGUUCGACGUGGCUACGGUCCAAGAUCGUUUCGAUGCGGUCGUUAGCAACCCGCCCUAUAUACCCCGCGCUGACAUGGGAACGUUGGAAACUACGGUUGUUGACUUUGAAAGCGAGACCGCCCUCUGCGGAGGAGAGGAUGGACUGGAUGUUGUACGUAGUAUUGUGAAGAAGCUACCGUUCUGGUGUGUCGAAAAUGCCGUUUGCUGGAUGGAGGUUGAUCCGACCCAUCCAGCUUUACUUCGAAAAUGGCUGGAAAGCGAUUGCUCACUGGGCGUCGUCUUUGUACACACGUACCGGGACCUCUACGGCAACGAUCGCUUCGUGAAACUAAGGGUAACUCGAACGAAGUAAGGCUGUGGUACCUUGCUCCAUUCAACUAUGACAGUGCAGUGCAUGGAAUGGCUUGCUUUAGAAAAUCUCUGGUGUGAGUAUAGAGCAAACCAUGUUCUAUCGUCUGAUCCGAAUGGCCCCCUGUCAACUACUUUACUGCUCGAUGUGGGAUCUAUCUUGAAGGCUGGUAGUUGGAAUACGUCUAUUGAUUAAAUAGCUGCUUACUGUUAAAAAGAAUAGAAGCGAAAAUGGUUGUGGGAUGAUGAGGUUGCCAUUUAAAGGCCACUUCAUGGCGGCAGAAUGAGGCUCAAUUUUUUGGUGCUUGAAGGAUCUUGGUCAAGCUGCUGCUCAUCCUCUGUUCGGAGUAUUUCCAUACUGGCCUCUC
Phaeodactylum tricornutum CCAP 1055/1 is the source of this 1809-nucleotide messenger RNA. RefSeq lists its product with no specific name. The record is from RefSeq and is a predicted model, not a curated record. Gene Ontology annotation, biological process: protein methylation. Gene Ontology annotation, cellular component: mitochondrion. The transcript has a single exon. Bases 171 to 1445 code for a protein of 424 amino acids. Lineage: Eukaryota; Bacillariophyta; Bacillariophyceae; Surirellales; Neidiaceae. Gene Ontology annotation, molecular function: protein methyltransferase activity; nucleic acid binding.